This is a messenger RNA of Etheostoma spectabile (orangethroat darter), 3113 nucleotides long. RefSeq names its product CCR4-NOT transcription complex subunit 6. NCBI's taxonomy places the organism in Eukaryota, Metazoa, Chordata, Actinopteri, Perciformes, Percidae. The record is from RefSeq and is a predicted model, not a curated record. Bases 247 to 1926 code for a protein of 559 amino acids. Gene Ontology annotation, molecular function: 3'-5'-RNA exonuclease activity; protein binding. The transcript is spliced from 12 exons.
GGUAUUUUAUCCAUCCAUCGCAUGGCCCAUGACUUAUCAUUUAAGGGUUUAAUUUACUCUGGUUCAACAGCUGGUUGCGACUGUCUACACGCUGACCAAUAGGAUCAAGUGCUGUUAUCGGCAGAGGAAAAAAAAUCCCUACUGUCGCCAUGAUACAGCAGCGGAAACGGGUGCGAAGUAGCUAGAAAACAAAAGAGAACACGCAGUCGUCCUCGCGAUUUGGUAUGCUCUUGCAGUGUUAUAGGAAUGCCCAAGGAAAAAUAUGACCCGCCGGAUCCCAGGCGGAUGUACACAAUUAUGUCUAGCGAAGAAGCAGCCAACGGGAAGAAAUCAUACUGGGCUGAGCUGGAAAUCAGCGGCAGAGUAAGGAGUCUCAGCACAGCCCUGUGGUCUCUCACCCACCUCACUGCCCUGCACAUCAGUGACAACUCAUUGUCACGCAUCCCGCCAGACAUUGCCAAACUACACAACCUAGUGUACCUGGAUCUCUCAUCCAAUAAGAUCAGGACCCUGCCGGCAGAGCUCGGCAACAUGGUGUCUCUCAGGGAACUGCUUUUAAAUAACAACCAGUUGCGGGUUCUGCCAUUUGAAUUGGGGAAACUGUUUCAGUUACAAACACUGGGGUUGAAAGGAAACCCACUUGCACAAGAAAUUAUGAGCCUCUACCAGGAACCGGAUGGCACGCGGAGACUGCUCAACUACUUGUUAGACAAUCUGGCAGGGGCUAUCAAGCGCAUACCAACAGAGCAGCCUCCAGCACGGUCGUGGAUCUCACUCCAGGAACCAGACCGAACACGGGCCUCAGCACUGUUCUCUGUUAUGUGCUACAAUGUGCUGUGUGAUAAAUAUGCCACACGACAGCUAUAUGGCUAUUGCCCUUCUUGGGCUCUAAACUGGGAGUACAGGAAGAAAUCCAUCAUGCAGGAGAUAAUGGGCUGCAAUGCAGACAUCAUCAGUUUGCAGGAAGUUGAGACAGAACAGUACUACAAUUUUUUCUUGCCGGAGUUGAAGGAGCAGGGAUACGACGGUUUCUUCAGUCCAAAGUCACGAGCCAGGACUAUGUCCGAGUCGGACCGUAAACAUGUGGACGGUUGUGCAGUUUUCUACAGGACGGAAAAGUUCAGUGCAGUGCAGAAGCACACAGUGGAGUUCAACCAGCUGGCCAUGGCUAACUCCGAGGGCUCGGAGGCUAUGCUGAACAGGGUAAUGACCAAGGACAACAUUGGGGUAGCUGUACUGCUUGAGGUUCGCAAAGAGAUGAUGGAGGCCUCAUCUGGAAAGUCACUCCAUGGCAUGGAGAAGCAACUGCUCCUGGUAGCCAAUGCCCACAUGCACUGGGACCCAGAAUACUCUGACGUUAAGCUGGUUCAGACCAUGAUGUUCCUGUCAGAGGUGAAGAACAUAGUGGACAAGGCCACACGCAGCCUCAAGUUGUCCUCUGUCUCUGGUGAGACCAAUGCCAUUCCACUGGUGCUGUGUGCCGACCUCAACUCCUUGCCUGACUCUGGUGUAGUGGAGUACCUGAGUACUGGUGGGGUGGACUGCACCCACAAGGACUUCAAGGAGCUUCGCUAUAGCGACAGCCUGACCAAAUUCAACUGCAAUGGCAAGAACAGCACGUCCAACGGCAGGAUCACCCAUGGCUUCAAGCUGAAGAGCGCUUAUGAGAACGGCCUGAUGCCUUACACCAACUACACCUUCGACUUCAAGGGUGUCAUCGACUAUAUUUUCUACUCUAAGCCUCACCUGAACGUGCUGGGUAUCUUGGGCCCUCUGGACCCCCACUGGCUUGUAGAGAACAAUGUCAGCGGCUGCCCGCAUCCCCACAUCCCCUCCGACCACUUCUCCCUCUUCGGCCAGCUGGAGCUGCUUCUGCCUAACUUACCCCCACAGGUCAAUGGGCUCCAUCUGCCUGCACGCAGGUAGUGAGUCCUUGCCACACCACCAGGGGGAGCUGCAACCACAGGCUCUCCCUUUCAAACCCUCCUCCCUCCCACUACCAGCUCUUCCCUCCACCGUACCGGAGGAAGAAGACAAAUACACAACCUGUAAAAUAUUCGUACAGUGAGGUCUGGCCGACAGGGAUUUCGUAUAAUGUUAUAGAUAUUCUAUAUUUUUCUUUCUCCGUUUUUCUUUUUUGUUCUUUUUUUAACUGCUCGAUUCAGUCCUGUUCAUGUAUCAUAUUUUGUGUUUUGGACUUCCUUUCCUCAAAUCCACCCACCCAACCACUUUGCUUCUGUCUUUCAAACUAGAGGAGAUGCUAGCUCAUUUAGAUCUGUCACAUUGGGCACUGUUUGGUUUGGUUUUAGAACAAGGAGAAACUGAGAAAUGGCUGAGGGGAUGACAUUUACCUUUAAAGCUCCAUAGCUGGUGGUCUGCCUGUCUGUCUGUCCUGUAUAAAUCUGAAACCAGCAAAGACAGCAGACUUGUCAAUCUCAGAUGUCCAUCAUUGGCUUGUGCUUGUUUGCCUCUGUAGCCAGCUUACUUUCUCAGUCUUUCUUGGAUGCUUACAUUUGAGUCAGGUGUUGUUGGGUUAGAGCAGCUUUUUGCUAGUAGUUGAGCGUCCCUGGAGAUGGGUGUAACGCAGCGCGUAUGUUAGAUUUCCUGCUGUCACUCUGUGGUGCUGAGGCCUUUUUGUUUGGAUCUUGGCCUCCUGUGGUGCUACAAGAUAGUCUACACCUCUGGCCCUGGUGCAUUUGCUACCAAACCCACAGAUGCCUCAAGAACCAGAUGUCUGAGAACUACAUUUGCCCAAUUUCACAUGGGCUGAAAUGCUGUAUGUAGUGUUAAUUUGGGAAGGAAGGAUAUGGCGGGAAACUGAUAGCAGCUACCAUCCUGUUUGCAGGCUGUUUCACCCCAGCUUUUGUAGUUGUUAUUCUAGUCUUGUGCUUAGGAGUUCAUGGGGCCCCCAUUUUUGGGCUUGGAUUAAGGUUGAUUGGCAAAGUGAUGAGGGGCCUUCACAAAUCUAUUUUUUUUUUUGAUUGCUUUAAGGCAGAGAGAGCGAGUAAUGGCUGACACACAGGAGUAAAACCAGCAUUCCUCUCACUGUCUGGAGUUGCCAUUCAACUCCACACAUGCAAGCUUACACACACACACACACACACACACACACA